This is a messenger RNA of Microthlaspi erraticum, 1986 nucleotides long. Lineage: Eukaryota; Viridiplantae; Streptophyta; Magnoliopsida; Brassicales; Brassicaceae. The record is from the annotation of a GenBank genome assembly.
AUGUUUUCUCUGAGAUUCUCCAACUCAGCUAAGCUCAUCGACUCCAUAACUACACUGCAAAUUCGAGUCUUUUCCCGCGAGCCAUUCCCCAACAAAGUCCAGCAUUACCUUUACCGAGCAAACCUCAUCGACUCCAUCCGUCUCAGCCUCCGCUCCACAACCUCCGAGAACGAUCUGACUUCUCUUUUAAACCACCGUCUUCUCGAUUCCUUUGUCGCGAAGAACGCUUUACGCUCAUCUCCUUCCCUCGCUUCCGCUUGGUCUAUCUUCAAAACCCUCGGCAAAAAAAAUCCUCACUUUUCAUAUGAAAAUGAGACACUUCACGCCUUUGCCACUGUUCUCGCAAAGUUCCAGCGAUCUUCAGAGCUUAAGUCUCUUAUCGGACUUGUCAAUGCUGGGAAAUUCGGCCAGGUUCAGUUCAGCUUUAUGAACCUCAUGAACUUGUACGCGACUGCUGGUGAUUUUGACUCUGUUCUCAAGACGUGGGACGAGUAUAGAUGCUCAGGAGAGGAGGAGAAGAAAGGCUGCACUGAGUCCUAUAACAUUGUGAUGCAAGUUUACAUGCGUUUAGAUCAAGACUAUGAGGCUGUGCAAACUUUUGAUCAGAUGAUUAACGAAGGAGGGAUUCCCAAUUCAAGAACAUUCACGAUUAUGAUUGAGCAUCUGGUGAAACUGGGUGAUCUUGAUGCAGCCAUGAAUGUUUUCAAGACCUUGCCUUUGAUGAGGAUCACGCGGACUCUGAAGCAUUACUCGGUUCUCAUUGAAGCGUUUGUUGGCGCGCAACGGUUCGGUGAAGUCAAAGCUCUGCUUGCUGAGAUGAAGGCUGAUGGGAAAUUCCCAAGUAGACGCAUGCUUGAGCCUCUGAAAUGCAUGAGAGAGGCUGGAUUUGAGCAAGAAACUGAAGAGUUCUUGCGAGAAAUGUUGCCUGAUGAGAGAAUCAAAGACAUUUCUAUCUACUCUAUGGACAGUCACAGCGAUAGCGAAGAGGACGAAGGAGAUGAUGACAAAGAUGAAGGUCAAGUUAAGUUGAAGCCAUGGCUGGACCCAAAAGCUUUAGCGAAUUCGUUAAAGAAGUGGAGCUCUGAUGUAGUCACUACUUUAGAAGAAGCUAACUUUGUGUGGACAAAUCUUUUGGUCUGCAAGAUGCUAAGAAACUUCAGAUCAGCUGAAACAGCAUGGAGUUUCUUCUGCUGGGUAGCGACUCAACCAGGAUUCACACACGACGCUUACACGAUCGAGAGAAUGAUGGCAAUGUUAGCACGCAAUGGCCAAGUUGAAUUAGUCGAUAAGCUCAUCUCGAAAGUGAGGAUGGAAGGGAUCAAACUACCAUUCAGCACCAUCAGAUUGAUCAUUGAUCUCUACGGGGUUUCAAAGAAAGCAGACGCAGCCAUCAAGGUCUUUCGCCAAGACAGGACACUCUGCGGCGGUUCGAUUUCGGAUUUCAACCUCAUGCUGUUGUACUCGUCUCUGUUGAGAACACUGACAAAGUGCAAGAGAACCGCAGAAGCUUUGGAAACGCUAGAAGAGAUGAUUUCGAGCGGAGUUUUGCCGGAUAUCCAGACGUUUUCGGGUUUGAUGUAUCACUUUGCAUUGCAGGGAGAGAUUCAGACAGUUCAGAGACUUUUCUCAAUGGUGAGACAGAUUGGUCUGGAGCCAGAUCCUUACAUGUUGAAGCUUCUUGUUCAAGCUUACUGCAGAUGCGAAAGAUCAGUGCUUGCUUUCAGAGUGUUCCAAGAAAUGAAGGAUUUGAAUCUGAUGCCUGACAGAGAGACGAAAGAGUUGCUUGUGAGGAGUCUGUGGAGAGAAGAGAAGCGAAAAGAGGCGGCUGCGGUUGAAGAGAGCAGCAGCGGCGAGGAAGGGAAUCAUAGUAAUAGCGUUUUGCGUUUGGCGUUGAAGGGUCAUGUUUGGAAUAUUAGUUCUACAGACAUCGCUCGAGUCUACAGUCUCUACCGCGAUUGUGUUCUCAGAGUGACCACUUCGAGUUAA